AUGUCACGUCGUAUACCAUCAAUUAGAUCGCAUGCAUCAUUGGCUGCCUCAGGCAACCAGUUCCGCAAGUCUGCUCCAAUUGUGCCAGACAAUGGCAUGAUCAGUUUAACAGACACGGAUGGUGAGGAGGUGAAGAAGAGUGCCAAGGAGUCACCGCCACCACAAUUUAAAUGUGAUGCCGAUGGUACGAUCAUCAUAGACUCUGACACCGACGAGGAGCACGGCGCCGAUGUCAUGCUACCGUCCACUGCUAUCUCGAGUCCUGUAUGCGUGCUGAAGCAAAGAGGUCGCAAUGAAAUCCCUAAGUCGACUGCGUUGCUCCAACACGAGGAUCCGGUCCUGAAUGAUCAAGCAGAGGACGUGCUGAUGUCCGUAUCAGAUGGGCCUCAUGAGCUGAGAUCGCUGCCAGUGGAGAUUUCAACACUCAAUUGUUUUGAAGAAACAUUCUCGCCGCCACCGCCAAAUCCGGAGCAUUCAUCAUCGAGGAUCAGAUGCAAACUCGGGAUUUGUGUGCUGACGGAGGUAAUGAGAUACCCGAACAAGCUGAAGGCAGACACGACAGUGUUCCUACUCCCAACGGGCAAGAUGUCCCUGCCAUAUCAGGUAAAUGCGGCGAUUUAG
Laetiporus sulphureus 93-53 is the source of this 621-nucleotide messenger RNA. RefSeq lists its product as uncharacterized. The transcript has a single exon. NCBI's taxonomy places the organism in Eukaryota, Fungi, Basidiomycota, Agaricomycetes, Polyporales, Laetiporaceae. The coding region runs from base 1 to 621 and encodes 206 amino acids. The record is from RefSeq and is a predicted model, not a curated record.